UUAUCAUUCCCUUUUAACACUCUCCCUCUAAAACACACACUCUCUAAAACUCUCUCCACUCUCACAGUCCCCAUAUACACAUCGUAUGUCGAUGUAGUUUGUACCUUUCCCUGAGUCGAUCCUGACUUAUCUUAUGCAAAAGUUCCCUUUACUAAAACUCUUCUAGUUUGUUGUUUUAGUUCAUUGAAAGAGAGACGCAAAUAUUUAGAAAGAGAAAAAUAUGAUAAAAAUUAAUUUAGUCAUUUUAUUAUUUAAAUCGGAGACAAGGGUCGUCUAAUUAAAAUCUAAGCAGCGAAAAUAUAUAUUUUUAUUUUUAUUUUUUCGAAAAUGACUUAGCUGUCAAAUAUGAGCAAAGCCAUUUUGGCUCCAAUCUGUAUGCACUCUCCCCAUCUGGACUCGACGGAUCUAGGUUUUGUUUGCGCUUUCACAUUACGAUUCGCCAAACGAGGGCUUUAAUGUCUCCGACGAUCAUUCUUCAACGCCGGUGACUUCUUUACAUCGCUGGUGAUCAUCUCCGACAAACCCUCUCCUCUUUCGACAGCUACAGGAUGUUAGGUUAACAAUUCUUAUUGUUCAAGAUUAUCAUGUUGUUGAAGCUAAUUAAACAUAUGGAUUAAGAAAUACACACGGAUGGCGGUUUCUAAAAAGACAGUUAUGGCAUUUAAGUCCUACCAAAAUCAGGCUGAGAAGCUGGUUAAGAAUUAUAUAUUGGCAGAUCCUUUCAUUCCAUACACUGCUAUCCUUGGGGGCAUUUUUGCUUGCAAAAUGUAUUUCCAUGCACAGGUCUAUGAUCUUACGCAGUUGAUCAGCACCUUUUACUUCAGGAGCUAUGUUGGCCUCACAAAAAUCCAGCGGAUCGAGUGGAACAGCCGCGGUAUCUCUACUGUUCACGCCAUUUUUAUUGCAACUAUGUCAGUGUACUUUGUGUUCUGGUCAGAUCUCUUCACUAACCAGCAUGGUAUUUUUACUUUGCGAAGCUCACCACUUUCAACUUUUUCAUUGGGGGUUUCUGUUGGAUACUUUCUUGCAGACCUUGGAAUGAUUUUUUGGCUAUAUCCUUCUCUGGGUGGAAUAGAGUAUAUUGUCCAUCAUUCUCUUUCUGGAAUUGCAGUAGCAUAUUCUAUGUUAACUGGUGAGGGGCAGUUUUAUACAUUUAUGGUCCUCAUCUCUGAAGUGACAACUCCAAAUAUAAAUAUGAGAUGGUAUCUUGAUACUGCUGGUUUGAAGAGGUCUAACACAUAUCUGAUUAAUGGUGUGAUGAUAUUUUUAUCUUGGCUGGUAAUGCACACCCUGAUUUCUUUGCUUUGUGGGCCCAUAAGAAUUUUGCUGUUCAUUUACAUGUUCUACCACGUUUAUUUGCACUAUGAGCAGGUCCUCCGGAUGCACACCUUUGGUUUCUUUUUGGCACUGGUGGUGCCGUUGGCGCUUUCUUUCAUGAACUUGAUGUGGUUUGGGAAGAUUAUCAAGGGAUUGAGAAAGAACUUUGCAAAGAGACAGUUGGUAGAUUAAUCUUUUAUUUUCCCCGUAUAUUGGUUUCAUUUUCCUGUGCAUUCUACCCUUUUCUUUACUGUAUUAGUCGGUAGAGGGGAAAAAGGAAGAAGAAAAAGAAAGAAAGGUAAACUUGAAAUUUUGAGUUGAUGGGAAUGAGAAUGUUGUAAAUGACACACAGCUAGCUAACCUUAUGAUCAGAUAUGUGCUUCAAGAAUGCUCUCUCCGGUUUUUCUUUUUCCACUCUAUCUACCAAAGAAGGAAGAAGACCAAAGGAGGAAAAGAAGAAAGAAGAAAGAAAAGAAUUUCAAAUACUGAAACGUGCAUCUAACUCUUUUAAAGAGAAUCCGUAUGGGGUUUUAUACAAUUGAAAUUUCGUAUCAAAAUUUAUUUACAGUAGAUCACACGAAUUAGUCAAUCUCUUAUAUUAGCAUUCUUUUGAUUUCAUUUCACCAAUUUAAAGUAUCAUCCUUGGCCUUUUUGUAUAAUUUUAGUUUAUGAUUUUUUUUAUUUUUUUAUUUUACAGAGAUAAUUGAUCAUUUUAAUAUUGGGUA
Cornus florida is the source of this 2042-nucleotide messenger RNA. RefSeq lists its product as uncharacterized. Gene Ontology annotation, biological process: lipid homeostasis. The transcript has 9 exons. Gene Ontology annotation, cellular component: membrane; endoplasmic reticulum. The record is from RefSeq and is a predicted model, not a curated record. Lineage: Eukaryota; Viridiplantae; Streptophyta; Magnoliopsida; Cornales; Cornaceae. Bases 631 to 1509 code for a protein of 292 amino acids.